AUCCAACAUACAAUAUCAAUGUUACCCAAAUUCGAGUUGGAACAACUUUAUUUGAUGGCAAUCCGGCCAUCUUUUGCUAGAACAGUUCUUUCCAAGGAUCAAUUGAGACAAGAACUCGAAAUGGAUCCUGACUUGCCUGCUGUUUUGGUAAUGGGAGGUGGUGAAGGAAUGGGACCUAUAAAGAAGACUGCAAUGGCUCUUCGUGAAUCACUUUAUCACAAAGAAGCUGGCAAACCAAUUGGACAGUUAAUUAUCAUAUGUGGCCGAAAUAAAACACUUCUAUCCAGACUUGAAUCUGAAGAAUGAAAGAUUUCAGUCAAGAUUAGAGGUUUCGAAAACCAAAUGGAGAAAUGCAUGGGAGCUUGUGAUUGCAUAAUAACAAAGGUGACCUACUUAGAAAGACACUCUGCAUAGGGCUGAACCUGGUACAAUUGUUGAGGCCUUGAUUAGGGGGCUUCCCAUCAUCCUAAAUGACUACAUUCCAAGACAAGCCACAAAGCAAUGACUUCAAAUACCAACUAAUACCUCAUAUCACAAGAGGUCAAACUAAUUGGACAGCCAAGUAAUUGUAGUUGAAAAAACUCCUCCACGCCAAUCCAGAAACUCUGUCAAAUAUCAGAAUUUGCUUCUAAUUGAUCCACAGGAAAACCAUAUCGAAGCAACUAUUUAUCAAGCUGAUAUUCAAGCCUUGCAUCAGACAUUGCACAUGACAAAAGCAUACGCAAUUUCUAAUGCUCAUGUCAAAGAUUGCAAAUUGGAUUACAAAAAUAUGGAGAUCUCCAAUUGGUCAUAACUGGAAAAACUAAAAUUAAAGAGCUCCAAGAAAAUUAUGAUGAUCUGUUGAUGUCUACUUACAACUUUGUGCCUCUUAGUAAUAUACAACAGUAUAUUGAUCUUCCAUCUAAAGAAAUUAAUUUGAUUGCUGCUGUCAUAGACAUUCGUCCUAAACGUCAAAUACACAAUCGUCAUGGAGAAGCUACAAUCCAAGAACUUGUUCUUGUGGAUAAUGAGUUUAACAUAGCUACACUUACAAUGUGGAAUAAUUUUGUUGACAACGAAUGUGCUGCAAUCUCAAACAUCAUUCAUAAGAAACCAAUUAUGAUUGGAACACGACUCAAAGUGGUUUGCUACAAUGGCAUGUCAAUAUCCACAAAAAACUCAAGCUGCUUUUUAAUUGAACCUCAGUUGGAAGUUGCUAAAGAUCUUCGUGCCUGGAUAACUCGAAACAACUGCAUCCUCAAUGAGAGGAUCACUCAAAAAGCAUAUUUUCUUCCUGCAACAAAUCUUUCACCUCCUCCUUCUGAUCAAAUUACUGAUAUAAGCAAGAUAAAUGACAUGUUAAACAUGCAAACAACUUUCUGGGUCAAAGCAAUUGCUAAAGUCACAAAUUAUGGCCAACCAUUUUGGUAUAUGGCAUGUCCCCUUUGUAAUGGAAAUUACCGGAUCCGAAUAUGGGGAAACUUUUCAUCGUACAUAUUGCAAAAACAAUGAUCUCAAAGCAGUCCCUAGAUGCAGAAUAGAUGUUGAACUAACUGAUUCAUCAGCUUGGAUUACAGCAACUGUAUUUGGGGAAAUUGUAGAAACAUUGUUCUCAUGUAAUGCAACAACCCUGAUGAAUACCAAAAUUAAGGCAAGUGAUAGCAUUCCUAACGAACUUCCCGAACUACAUGACAACAAAGAGAUACUAGCUUACAUUAAGGCAGUCAAACAGGACUCCACUGAAAGAUGGAAAUUCAACAUCACUUCGUUCCUUAAUACAACUCCACUCUCAAAUGAAGAAUUAAUCUCUAAUGCUUCAACUUCCCAUCCUAAUCCAACUCCACUUGUGAUUCUUCCUGAAAAGAAACACAAAGCUACAGCUGACGAUGAGGAGAAGAAACAUGAAACUACUAACGAAGACGGAAACAACCACAAGGCUUCUAAUGAAGAUCAGAUGCAGUAAAAAGUUUGGGUGUGAUAGAAUUGCUCUUUUGUUACUCUUUUGAAAAUUAUUUUGAAAGUUCCAUGAUAGAAUACAUAUGUAAAUAGGCCACUUGUUGGAACACUAUAUCAUAGGCUUCCACUUUUGGAAGCUCUAUCACUACUGGAUGGAAUGAAUAUGUAAAUAAAUAGGCCACAACUUAGGAACACUUUAACAAUCUUUUGAGUUCCAUUACAACUUGAAAUGAAUCAUGUUGCAACAUUAAAAAUUUUUGCAACCUUAAAUUAUUAUGAAGUAAAUUAUUAUAAUGUC
Molecule: messenger RNA, 2233 nt
Organism: Cannabis sativa
Lineage: Eukaryota; Viridiplantae; Streptophyta; Magnoliopsida; Rosales; Cannabaceae
Product: replication protein A 70 kDa DNA-binding subunit B-like
Exons: 13
Coding region: 844-1491 (215 amino acids)
Source: RefSeq, a predicted model, not a curated record